UUCCGUGCUUUUGUGGUGGUUGGUUUGUGUCAUCGUAAAACAAAUAAUCAAAUAUCUUGGAACAAAGAGUCUGAUAUCUUAUAUACUUACAAUCUUGACGAGAUUUCUCUCCAUAUUGUUGUGUGAAUACGAGAUCGAAAAAUAAACGAAGAAGCAAUAACAAUGGAGAGUAUCAUGUCCCCGGAGGAGACGACGUGCUCAGAAGGUGAGGACGAACGAAAAGUAGCGGGAAGCAGUGACAUGAACCAUGGAAAUCAUCAAGGUUCUUCCCCCCAGCGCUCAACUUCGUACAGCGAACUCAAUCAAAUGGAGGAAAAAAUGCGACGCAAGCUGCAGUUUUUCUUCAUGAAUCCGAUCGAGAAAUGGAAGGCCAAGCGGAAGUUUCCAUACAAAUUCGUCGUCCAGGUGAUAAAGAUUGUUCUAGUUACGUUCCAAUUGUGUUUGUUUGCACACAACAGAUAUAAUCAUGUCAAUUACACUUGGGACAACAGAAUCACGUUCUCUCACCUAUUUCUCCUCGGCUGGGACUCCACCAGAGAAAUAAACGCAUAUCCCCCUGGAGCAGGACCUCUUGCGGUUUACAAAAUAGAAGAAUUUUAUAAUACACUUGAUUAUGCAUAUGAAGGGUAUUCAAAUGUCCUAACAAAUGCAAUCGGACCAUACUCAUAUAAUGAUGAGACUAACAUUAAGCCUCCGCCUGUGUUCUGUCAAUACAACUACAAACAAGGCAUCAUCAAUGGCUUCAACGAGAGUUACGAAUUCAACUCAGAAAUUGUCGAGACAUGUUUGAAUUUCACAAAAAAGGCAGACGAUGAAGUGUUUCGUUCCAAAUCAUUCAUUGAAGCAGCUGGUUUAAAUAUAAGCUUUGCCUCAUUAGUACGAGCUAAACUAAUGUUUUCAUUGAAAACAAUCAACUUCAGAGCUGCGGGACCUAUCACGCCGCCAGACUGCUACAGAUUUGAUAUUGAAGUCAUUUUCGAUAAUGAAGACCAUGACGGACAAAUGUCUCUAAUUUUGGAGGCGGAACCUUACAAGUUGACUUGCAAAGGAGACACCGCAUACAUUACGGAUAACAAAAUAGACCAAGUGCUGAGAAGUAUACUAAAUAUUCUUGUAAUCCUGAUAUGUGCUGUAUCUUUUAUUUUGUGCAGUAGAGCCAUUUACAGAGCUCAGUUAUUGAAAGAGCUGACAGUACAAUUCUUCAGGCGAGCUUAUAAUAAGGAAUUGAGCAUGGAAGGCAGAUUGGAUUUCCUAAAUGUGUGGUACAUAAUGAUCAUAGUCAAUGACAUGCUCAUCAUAAUGGGUUCAGCAAUAAAGGAGCAGAUUGAACGAAACCAGUUUACGAAUGACCAGUGGAAUGUGUGCUCUCUCUUCUUGGGCACCGGAAACUUACUUGUAUGGUUUGGAGUAUUGAGAUAUCUUGGUUUCUUCAAGACAUAUAAUGUAGUAAUACUGACUUUGAAGAAAGCGGCACCUAAGAUCUUUAGAUUCUCAAUCUGUGCAUUACUGCUAUAUGCUGGCUUUAUGUUCUGCGGUUGGCUGAUCUUAGGCCCCUACCACAUGAAGUUCAGAUCACUAGCUACAACCUCUGAAUGUCUUUUCUCUCUUAUAAACGGAGAUGACAUGUUUGCCACCUUCUCGAUCAUGUCUAAGAAAUCUCCAAUGCUUUGGUGGUUUAGCCGUGUGUACUUAUACUCGUUCAUAAGUUUGUACAUUUAUGUAGUGCUUAGUUUGUUCAUAUCUGUUAUUAUGGAUGCGUAUGAUACAAUUAAGCAGUAUUAUAAGGAUGGGUUCCCUAAGAGUGACCUGCAUCAGUUUAUAGGAGAGGCUAACAUUGAAGAGGUCUCUUCAGGCCUGUACAGAACACAAAGUUCAACAUCUCUUAAUGCAAUAAUGAAUUCACUUUUCUGUUGCAAUUUUUAUAGAAGUGCAUACUCAAAGAUAGGCGGAGGAAGUUCUAGCUUAAAUCUUUAGACUAAUAUUUGAUGUAAACACACCAUGCUGUAAAUAUUUAAUCAAUUUAUUGUUAUCUUAAGAGUGUGUUAGAUAAAUUGUUUAUUAUCUUUGUUUCAUAAUUUAUGAUAGGCAGCUAAGUUACAGCAGCAUAAACCUUAUUGGUAUUGAAAUAAAGUUUAUUAUUGUUGAACAGCAUAAUCAUGGGUGAAGCCUGGUGUCCCAUUUACUACAGGGACAUAUUUCAAGGUAACCAGGUAUUUUACUUAAAAAAUAUUUUAUACGUAUUUUUAAUAAUGUCAAGUUUUUAAAUCUCAUUAUAACUUAUGAAAAUUUGCAGGCCUGUCUUCCCAAGUAAUUGUUUUCGAAACAAUAUAAUAGAGCUUGAAAUAUUGUUAUAAAAUCGUUUCUGAAUAGUUGUAUACUCAUUUUAGUAUUUUUUUGUUUAUUUGUAAGAGUAGUUGUCUUUAUAAAUAUAGAUUUUAAUCGUUACCAAGCUCACCAAAGAAAAUUCACCAAACAGUAAAUAAAAAAUAUUUUAUUAAAUGCGGGUGAAUGCUUGUAUCAAAGUACAGUGUUGCCAUUAGAUUUUUUUUUUCUAAUUUUGAUUUUACUUCUGAGCAAAGUAAUUUUAAUAAAAUACUAUUUUUAGUCGCAAACUUGUACCUUAAAUAUCACUUUAGCGUGGAUAAUUCUGUAUAUUUUAGUACUGAAUGUAUAAAAUGUAAUUAAUACAUUAUUUUUUUAUUGCAAA
Molecule: messenger RNA, 2707 nt
Organism: Helicoverpa zea (corn earworm)
Lineage: Eukaryota; Metazoa; Arthropoda; Insecta; Lepidoptera; Noctuidae
Product: mucolipin-3-like
Exons: 2
Coding region: 163-1974 (603 amino acids)
Cellular component (GO): plasma membrane; lysosomal membrane
Molecular function (GO): NAADP-sensitive calcium-release channel activity
Source: RefSeq, a predicted model, not a curated record